CUUAAAACAUAUCGAUACACAACUUCUUUCGGUAAUUAACAAUUUCUUUGUUUAUGUUUUUUACUAAAGGUUAAAAAUCAUGUUGAAACCGAAAGCACUGACUCAAGUACUUAGCCAAGCCAAUACUGGAGGUGUCGAGAACACUCUUCUUCUCAGUCAGGAAGGAGAUCUUCUAGCCUAUUCCGGAUAUGGUGAUAAGGAUUCGCGUAUUACAGCUGCCAUAGCAAGUAAUAGUUGGGCUGCGUAUGAGAAGCAUGGCCGUAGUGCCUUUCGUGAGGAUCGGUUAAACUUUGUCCUUAUUGAUUGCGAAUGUGGUCAUGUAGCCAUUACGCAGGUGGCCAGUGUCUUGCUGUGUCUCUCUGCCAAGGAGCAUGUGGGGUUAGGCAUGCUCAAACAGAAGGCAAUGUCCCUGGCCGCGUACUUGGAGAGGCCUUUAAAGCAAAUUUCCGCCUCCUAAUUUGAAAAAUGAACUAGAUAUAAGUCUAUUACCAUAUUAAAUAAACAAUACUGAAGUUGCCAUUAUUAUACACAUGUA
Molecule: messenger RNA, 535 nt
Organism: Drosophila willistoni
Lineage: Eukaryota; Metazoa; Arthropoda; Insecta; Diptera; Drosophilidae
Gene: Lamtor2
Product: ragulator complex protein LAMTOR2 homolog
Exons: 3
Coding region: 80-457 (125 amino acids)
Biological process (GO): cellular response to amino acid stimulus; positive regulation of TOR signaling
Cellular component (GO): Ragulator complex
Molecular function (GO): guanyl-nucleotide exchange factor activity; molecular adaptor activity
Source: RefSeq, a predicted model, not a curated record